Messenger RNA from Myxocyprinus asiaticus (Chinese sucker), 6851 nucleotides. RefSeq lists its product as uncharacterized. Gene Ontology annotation, cellular component: phagocytic vesicle; recycling endosome; early endosome. The transcript has 6 exons. Bases 1017 to 5276 code for a protein of 1419 amino acids. Gene Ontology annotation, molecular function: small GTPase binding. NCBI's taxonomy places the organism in Eukaryota, Metazoa, Chordata, Actinopteri, Cypriniformes, Catostomidae. Gene Ontology annotation, biological process: regulated exocytosis. The record is from RefSeq and is a predicted model, not a curated record.
AAAGAAGAGAAAUUCUGAAACAAUUUAUGACAGUAUUAACAUGAUAACGUCAAUCAUUUUACAAGUUACUGCAUACAAACAUUAAUUAACAUAACUGUGAUUUUGCUGAUUUAUUACUAGGCAUUAUCAUAGUAAAAUAACUUUUACGUGAAAUCAUACUUGAAAUCAAAUUAAAUGUCCUGUGAAAUAUCCAGAUACAGAGAUACUGCUCGUACAACAACACUUAUUUGUUGUAUUGAAGAGUAAGCUCUUGUAUUAAUAUUAUACUUUAACAGGAUGCAUGAUUGAAAAUGGAGCUGACUCUGAAAACAAAAAGGAGGUCGAUAGAUUACUAUGUCUAGUGUUUUAGUAUGAACCAGCAAUAGCUGAAUAUCACAAACAUAAAAGAGCUGGUGGUGGACUUUGAAGGGAAAAGGAGGAUCUGAAUCUGAUUAUUAGCCAGGCACAGGAGGCAACAGUACAUCAGAGCAGAUGACUCGGAAAGUGUGAAGAACAUUUUGGUAAAUUAUGAUUUUUUUCCCCUAAAAUAAUUGAUUACUGUACUCAUAUCAUAAGACAUACUGUAAUAAUGUAAUCUGUAGUACGUCAGUCUGUCCAGCAGCAGUGUUUUUCACGAUAGAACAUGCAAGUCUAUUGAAUGAACGCUCAGACGCCCGUGACGUUUUAGCGCAGUGUGUGGAGUUUUCAGACGGUCCCUUAAACACCAUACGUGAAUAUCUAACGAAUAUCGAACUUGUAGCCAACUUUACCUCGCUAAAUAGGCGGUGGUGACGCGCCGAGGGUCCAUAACAGUGAGCUGACUUGAAGUUAGUCUUGCGAGGAAUGUUGUUUCAGUGUAUCAGCGCUACGACUGUGAUUUGUCCAUUGCGUCGGACGUUUUCUGAAUUGUAGCUGCACGACAAUGCAGAGAUUUUUUACUGCAACUUCAGGCGGCGGACGGGCGCGAGGGCGCGGGCAGCGCAGUUAUCCUGUGCGCAAGUGUCAUUCUGCGUGAAUAAUCCGAAACAACUGCAGGGAUGCCUCUGAUCAGCCUGGACGACGAUGAUCAGAGAUGGGUCCCCACGCAUGUCAAUGUGACCGUCCUUCGAGCUAGGGGUCUGCGGACGAAGGGCAAGCAAGGCAGCCGCUAUGUUUACACUAUCAUCCAGGUCGGCAAGGAGAAGUACACCACCGGCCUGGUGGAGAAGGCAGAGGAGCCGCAGUGGAAUGAGGAGUGCUCGUUUGAGCUGCUGCCCGGCAUGCUGGAGGCGGGAGGGAUGAGCGCCUACCCGCCCGGGAGCAGUAACCUGGUGCUCACCGUGAUGCAUCGGGUGCUCAUCGGGCUGGACGUGUUUCUCGGUCAAACUAUCGUUCCCCUGGACAAAGUUUUUCAGGAUGGAAUGUGUCCUAGAAAUGAGUGGCUCAAGUUGCAUUCCAGGGUUGGUCGAAAAGAGAAGGUGCGGGGUGAGCUGCAGGUGACUGUCCUGUUCACACGUAACAACAUGACCGCCAGUAUGUACGAUCUGACAGUAAAGGACAAGCCUCGUUCGGCUUUUGGGAAGCUGAAGGACCGCGUCACAGGGAGGAAGAGAGGGGAUGUGGAAUCCUCCUCCGCCAUUUUACCUGGCCGCUAUGCCGCCCUGUCGGGGUCUGUAGGUUCGCCCUUUGUGGGAGAUGUAGGACCGGAUGAACCGUGUGAGGAGGAGGGAGUUGAUGAACACAGGAGCAAGGUGAAAGAUUUCUUUCUGAAAGGAAAACUGCGUAAGAAUUCAAACACACGAUCCUGUUCGUCAUUGGCGUCAGACAGUAGCAUAGCGUCAUCUGCCGGUGAGCCGUUUGUCCCGAUAGAGCUGUCCAGAACUCCCAUCUACAGCCCCAGAGUGAUGGAGCCCUACCGCGUGGACAGUGAAGGAGCGAUUAAAGUCUUUGCAGAUCCUAAAGUGAUGACCCACAAGCGUGCACACAGCGAUGAAGCCAGCAAGAUCACAGGUGUUCCUUGGCCUAGCACUGCUGUGGAAACUCUAAAAGGCCAGAGCAUGGCACUUUCCAAAUCCACCCUCUGCAUCAACGGUAGCCAUAUCUACUCAUCUGAGCCUGUUAGCCCCAAAAGUCCAGGCAACCUCCCAGCCAAGCGCUCCCUUCUGGAGAAAUGUGCACCCCUCUCUCGCUCUCUCCAGAACCUCACCAGGCGUGGUGAGGACUUACAGAAGAGUGAUGGGAGACGCUGGUCCAUUGAAAAGGGCAAGAAGGAGGAUGGGGUGGUAGAUGAAGCUAGAAGCCAGACCCAAGGGGCUACCAUGUCAGAGGGAAAGCCAGUGCAGGCCACGGGAACUCAGGCAGCAUCUUCUGGGGUUAUGGAAGUGGUGGAUAAAGGAAAAAAGCUGAGGAAAACUCUUUUUUCUAGUGAAAGGAGCGACCCUCUCCCAGCCAAGCCGGAGCAGAGCCAGGUUUCUGCUUCGCUUGAGGGCAGACGGAGAGGAUGGUUUGGCUCCGGUGACUCCCAGAACAAGCCAAGGCUGGGAGUCUCUCCUAAGGUAGAGAGCAGCUCAGACACCCCCUCUCCCCACCUCCCUUGCUUGCCCAAUCAGCCCCCAAGUUCUCUCCCCCUUGAUUGCACUACCGCCUCUGUGUCUCCCCCAAGUGUUAAUCACACCAACCCAUUCACCCAUCCAUCUCCAUCCCAAACACCCCUUUCCAUAUCUCCCUCCAAUCCCUUUAUCACACGACUACAGCAAAACCCGUUUUUUGAGGAUCUUGUAGCUGAGGAAACGCUGAAGUCUCCCACUGCUGGUUAUCAUUACCCAACAAUCCCUGUCGGACCUGGCCUCCCCAGCCCCCUCCGUAAUGAACUGCAGAACAAAAUGUCCGCAAUAAAGCUAGAGAGACCCAGGAGUAUGGCCAGGCAGAGGUCACUCCCCGCUAUCAUGCCCAAGACACCAGGCACACCCACCAACAUCUCGAACACUCAUCCAAACAACUCUCUGUGUGAGAGAGCUGGGGAAUGGGAUGAUUUUGAGGCAUUUGCCACCAGCCGGCUAAAAUCGCCAGUGGGAACUCCAACUACACCGCCGUCAGCACCGUUUCUCUCACAGGUGCCAAACACAAACCAGAUGGUAUAUGAAAGUCAUAAACCAAACAUUGGUUUGAGAGUUGAUGAAGUUGAUAUGGCUGUUCCAAAACCGUGGGAUCUCCCUCCUCUACCACCACGAAGAUCCACGAGGACCCAAAUUCCAGCCAGGGAGAGGUGCUCUAACAGCUGGUUGGAUCGAGCCCAAGAGCUGGCUGUGCAGAAAGAGGCCUGCUUCCUCUCUCAGACGGACUUUGCCUCCAUGCAGCAUGUGAGAGAAGGUGACAUGAAGAUGAACUCUCUAAUUUUAUGUUCAGAUAAAGAGCCUUUUACAAACUUGCAAAACAUGACUUCAGUAGGAUACAACAAGAAGUGUCCUUCAGUGGAAACAGAGUUGAAGAGUGGACUGGAUGGAUUGAAAGUUGGGGAAGAAAGAAUUUUGCCAGAAAGAGGUUGUCCUAAUUUGACCGGACCCAUGUUUGAUACGAACAACAUACCUUACAUUUCUCCGAAUGGUUUUGGCGAGGACACACUUGGAAGUUCCUUCCAUUCUGAAUGUGAGUACACAGUACCUGAAACACUGUGCUUCCCUUCUGACUGGGAGACCACAGUGACCGAAUCGCUUUGCAGUUCCCCUCAGACCCAACCAAAACAUGAUCUGGACUCUUCCUGUGAAAUAGAUCCAAUGAAAAAGGCCUCUUCUGAGCAACAACACAAGACUAAAACUAGCAAUGACAUUGGCUUGUUUACCCUCUCCCCAAGAGAUUCAAACAACAAUACAAAUUCUUUAGAAUUUGCUUUCAUUGAUUCUGAAAGUUCAACAUCGGAAAUGCAACCACAAUUUGAGAUUAACAAAGACAAUGUUAAAGCAUUAAAACAGCAUCAAAACAGUUUUUCAAAUGUGGACUCUGGGAAUGGUGCGACUCUACCCAGGUACUCACCAGGAUUACCUGAGGGUUUAAUGUGCAAAAUGGCAUCUGAGUUGGAGAUGUUCUCACCAAAGAACACUUGUAUCAGUUACACCAAUAAAGAUAUCACAUCUAAUGUUUCUGACUCACCAGACCUUAAACAUUUGGAUUGCUCAUCACCUUAUGGGAGAUCAUAUGAAGGACUGGGAGAACAGGAAGUUAACUCGUGUGAACACACAGAGCAUUGCAACACCACUUCAAAGUUACACUGUGAGUCUUUUAACAAAGAGAUCUCUGUGAUCACACAAACAUUUAGCAAUGGCAACACUGUGACAAAUCAAAUCAAACCUGAGGCAGCAGAGGACAAUGGCGUCUUACAAGCUACACAUGAUGGUGGGGACAUCCUGUCCAGUAUACAGACUAAUGUUAAUUCAGAAGAAUCUGAGGACAUUAUCCUGACCUCAGAAGUUUGCUUCUCAAAGACACUUGAGAUUGAGGAGUCUUCUUUGAUUCAGGACAAACGAAUCAACUUUGAGGACUUGCAUGCUAGAGUAGCUCCAAGAAGUUCCAGAACCCCUUAUAAAACUGGUGUGAGAUCAGCUCGCAUCAGACCACGCUCAACCACAAGUUCACCCAAAACGGUCUUAAGCGCUGACUUGCUCCCAGGAUCUCCGAAUCCUCAAUUAUCUUUAACAUCGGACCUAAUUUUUCAUGAUCUUUCCCUUUCACCCACUCCAUUAGCUGGCACGAAUGCCUGCCUCCACCCUGACCCUUCCCUUCCUAUGAAUACCCCAAAAGAGAGGCCCAGCAUAGGUUCCACCUCCUCCACAGCCCAGCCCCAGGUUGAUGCACGGCUCCCCCUCUCACCUGAGGAGACACAGCCAGCCAACAUCCUCCUGCCCCAUGAGGAGAGCAGCCCUCACCUAGUGAAGCCCUUGACCAAUACAACUGUACAGGGAGAGAAGAAACCAGAAAGCCGCUCUGUACUGGAGAAACUCAAGUCCACCAUCAACCCAGGACGAUCUGUGCCUCCGACGACUGCAGAGGAUGAGAAAAAUCAGUUGGCUCUUAUGGAGGCCCGGGCUCAGUACCAGAACAUGACCAACAUGGAGCUGAUAGCUCUGCUGCUGCAGCAGGAAAUUGAUGUUAAAAAGCAGCGUGCUGAAUCUGAGGUGCAGGUGGCCUUGCUGGAGAAACGGGAGGCUGAACUGAAGAAGAUGAAAGUUCAGGUCCGAGAUCUGGAGGACUACAUCGACAAGCUGCUGGUUCGCAUCAUGGAACAGACACCCACCCUGCUGCAGGUACGAGCCAGACCGAAAUGACCAGGGUGACCCGUUCCAUCAGAAGGCACCUCAUACUGAUAUAGUAUGAGGCCAUUAUAGCCAUUUGUGAUGCUCCAUUAAAUGCCAAAACUGCCAGACUCAUGUAGACACGAUAAAGCUUUGCAUGCUUCUUAUUGGAUAUCCAAGUCCACAAUCAUUUGUUAAUUCUAGAAAAGGCAGUGGAAAGUACAAAAUAAAAUAUGCAACUAGAUUUCAUGUAGAUGUAAAUAUUCAUGGAUCUACACAAAUAUGUCUUCCUGUUCAUAAAUAUCAAAUUUCGUAAAAGGACAUUUCUGGGAUCUUCAAUGGAUUAGUGUACCAGAAUGUCUCUAAAAUUUCAAAAAUCCAUAUAUGCAAGCAAAAGGACUGCCUAUAAAAAUUGGAGGUAAAGUAUUUGGAAAAAAAUCAUAAAAUAAAGGCCAAAAAUCUCAGAUCUAAUCUGUCAGUCAUUUCUCCAAUCUGAUAGAUUUCUCAUACAGAAUACAUAUCCAUAUCUCUUGCCAUUAUUGUUUAAAAUGUAUUGCAUAAAGUAAUAUAUCUGGUGUUAGAAUUAAUCUCAAUGCUUAACACUGUUGAAAUCCUGAAGAUUUCAAAGAUUUGAAAACAUGAGUAAUAUUUAAUACAUAAUAUGUAAGACACCUUGUGUCAAAGUUGAUGUAAAAUAUUGCUUUCGAUAAUAUUCUUCUGUAAUUGUAAAUAAAUAUCUUAAUUCUUGAUAGCUUUCAAAAGCACCUUAAUGCGCAUUAUGCAACCUUGUGCUUGAACUAGUCAGCUUUGCCACAUUGAAAUCACUGAUAUCAGUGCAUGCUCACUUCCAUCAAGCUCUCGCACAAAAGCAGAGAUUGCCUCUAAGAACAUGUUAGCUAUGCAAAAACACAACUUGCUAGCUGUUAAGUUAAUAUAUGCUACACAAUUUUAGGAAUGGCGCCUUUGCCCUGCUGCAUACUUAGAUCAUUGCUGAAGUAGCAAAUUUAGCGAUAUGCAAAUGCCUAAGAUUUUUAAACCACAAAAGCUUUUUUAUUUAAGUUAAAUAAAGAUCUAUUGUUUAUGUUUUACUGAAAUGUAACUACCUUGUGUUAGUGUGGCUUUAUGGUUUUCUCUGUUCUGUUCAUUCUGACAGUGUAUUUUACCAUUGUUUUUUAAAGUGUGAUUGUAAUUAAUCUUUUUUUCUUUUUUUGGUUGAGAUGUCCUUCCAUUUAUUCUGUGAGGUUCUGUCAUACCAGAACAUCAGUUUUGUGUGUCAAGGUUGGAAAGUACAGGGCUGCGGUUAAAAUUGUUGACUUAGUGCAUCAAAAGAGCCUGUGUGUGAUGUAUUUCACCCCAAAAUGGACUCUGAAUCAAAAUUCCAAAUUUGCUGUGUUUUAAAGCAAACAGUGAGUGUUCCACUGUGUUCCAGAAGAGAACCAUGUAGCACCGUGAUUCUAGAUUAUGUUGUUUAUUCAUUUUAAUCACCAUUUUGCAACAUGCCUCUGUGAAUUUAUUCACAUUUGUAUUUUCUUAUUCUGUUUUAUUUAUUGCUAAAUAUUUCAAGCAGGUUCAUUUUCAAAGUUAUUUGAAAAUAAAGUUAUAAAAUAA